CUCUCUAUCUCUUCCUCUUACGCCCACUCCCAUCACGACUGUUGGCAGCCCUAGGUGGAUGGCCGCCGUUGAUGCCAAUGCCGACGGCGCUGUCGACCUGCUCAUCGGCGGAUCGCUUGCCACCGCUGUCCUCGUCCAUCCCGCCAACGCGCCGGUCCUGCUCGACUCGCUCCCUGGCGGCAUCCGCCUCCACAUUGUCGGUAACUUUCGCGCUGCCACCGCCGCCGUCGACCUCGCCUUUGCCACAGCUACGCCCAACACAGUUUACGUCGCGCUUGCCAAUCCAAGCUCGGUCGCCCUCCAGCACGCGUAUCUCCCGCCUACAGCCCACGUCGUUUCGGCAAACCCGGUUGCGCUCACCGCUGGGCAAUACGACAGCAAUGCGCUUGUCGAUAUCGUCGUUGCCCUCGACUCGGGAGACGUCGUCGUCCUCGCCGAUGGCGCAACAGGUGCUACAUCUGUCCUCGCCAACUCACUCCCGUCCAUCGUCGCGCUCCAUCUCUUCGCCACAGAAGCUGAUGGCGGCAUGCUUCUUGUUUCUACUCUCACUGGCUACGUCUGGCUCUCACCGCUCGGCCGCUACCCGUUUGAUGCGCCGUCAGCAGCCGCAGCCGCCAGUCUCGGCAUUGGCGAUCUCUCCGGCAACGGCGCACCCGACAUCAUCACCGCAUCUCCGACAGCCCUCGCCCUCUCGCGCGGCGUCCUAGUUCUUGGGGCGGUCGACUUUGCCCAGCCAAGCCACUUGCCCGAGUGCGGCGGCGUUCCGCACUCACUGGUCUGCAUUUCGGCCCGUGCCGCGGCAUCGCCCACCGGCGCAACCGUCACCGUCGCGCCUCCACCUCCCGGACAUCAUCACCCCAGUCCCUGUCCUGUCGAUGCCCACCACACCAUUACCCGCGACAUGACGUUGGCUGGUGGCAUCAUCCUUUGCGGGAGCCAUGGCAGUGCUAUCUUCCGUGUCGCCUCGCCGGCACAUCUCACGCUUCGGGAUAUGUCGCUCGAGACCACCUCGACCACUCCAGCUUCUGCCAUUGUCGUCGACUUGGGCGCAUCCCUCUCUCUUACCAACACGUCCAUCACUGGCUUCUCUGCCCAUUCUGGCGCCGCGAUUGCCGCAUCAGGCACCGUGUCAGCCGACGCCUCAACCUUUGCCUCGUGCACCGCGCAGCAGUUUGGAGGCGCCGUCGCGCUGGACCACGGCGCCGAUGCGAGCUUUGUCGACUCGGCCUUUGUGGCCAACACCGUUACCGACGCCCCGCAGUCGUAUGCUUCGGGCGGAGGUGCCAUUGGUGUGUUUGAAGCUGGAUCACUUGCUUGCACCCACUGCACCUUUGACCGCAAUGCUGCCACCGGGCUCGGUGCCGCUGGCGGCGCAAUCGCCGUGCGCGCCGCCACCGCCACCACUGUCGUCAUCACCGACUCGACCUUUACCUCCAACUCUGCGCCCGAAGGCUAUGGCGGCGCACUCCACGUCGACCUGGCCUCAGUCUCCGCCACUGUGCUCGUACUCCGCUCGGCGUUUACCGACUCGUCGGCCGUCUUUGGCGGCACGUUUGCGGCGGCCGCCACAGGUGCACUCUCUCACUCAUUUCCUGGCCAUGUUGCGCCGGUCCUUCCGCCGCCUUCAUCCCUCGCCUCGCUCUCGCCAUCAUCGCCCAUCAUCGCUCUUGCCAAUUCGUCAAUCGGCUCGUCGGCCGCGCGCUACGGCGGCAUCGCCCUCUCGUGUGGCGUCGUAGUUGACCUCGCCUCGGCCAACCUCACCUCGGCAGUAGCUCGCUACAGCCAAGCUGGUGGUGUGUGGUACCAAUGCCUUCCACUCUCGGCCACGCUUGCUGUCCGCACCGCCUCACUCCCGGCCACAGAUCCGAUUCCAACCUCGCCGCUGGCGUACGGCCCGAUCUCAGCCUCGCCAGCCGCAUCGCUGACCUGGUCGCGAGCCGGCGCAGCCCUUGUCGCGCCAUCAGGAGUCGGGCUCGGCGACGAUGGUGGCACCAUCGUGCUAUCCGACGCCUUUGGUCAGCUCGUCACUGACAACGCACUCACUCUCUCAGUUGGUGUUGCGUCGUCGUCAGUUGCCGCCAUCGACGCUUCGGUCAGCUGGGACCCCAUCGCCAAUGGCUACCUGCUCAGCAGCGCUGGCCUGCAGUUGGUGGGUGGCGUGUGGCCGGCCAGUGUCGGACACUCGUUCGACCUGGUCAUCUCGCUCCCGUCCGGUGCCUCCAUCGCCCUCUCUGUCACCAUCACAAACUGCCCACCCGGCCGUGGCGCAUCGUCGACCGACACUACCCGCCCGCUGGUCUGUCAGCUCUGCCCCGACGGGACCGAGUCGAACGACGCCUCACUCGCUCCAUGCUCCGCCAUUCCAACUUGCUCCGGUACCGGCUUUCCCAUCGACGGCGUCUGCGUGCUCUGCCCAAGCAACACCAUCCGGGUCGCGGCCACCAACGCCUCGGCAUCGUCAGCUCCGCCGUGCGUCUGCGCGCGCGGAUUCUGGAACGCCGCCAACGCCGCCAAUACGCCGUGUGAGGCCUGCCCGCGCGGCGCCAUCUGCCCAGGUGGCACGGGCCCUUCUGCUUCCCCCUAUGCUCGCCCAGGCUUUUACCGAGUUGCGUCUGGGGCAUUUGCCGAGUGUGUGGUGGCCGACGCCUGCAUCGGCUCGUCGAUCUGUGGCCCAAACUACGCACCUGACUCGCUGCUGUGCAAGGACUGUGCCACUGGCGCGUAUCGGCAGCAGGACGGAUCAUGCAAGUCCUGUCCUAACGCGGCCAGCUCGCUCAUUGCACUCCUUGCUGCCGCUGUAGCACUGGCCGCAGUCGCCGCUGCAGUCUGUGGCGUCCUCGCCGUACGCCGCUUUAGCAACCGCGCUUCCGGCUCCGGAGACGACCAGGCCAAGUCCGGGCUCCGCACCCCGCACUCUCUCUCACUAGCCAUUAUCUUUUUGCAGGUCCUGGGCAUCCUUGCUCGUGCUCCGCUCAACUGGCCUCAGCCGCCGGUCAAGCAAGUGCUCGAGGCCGCCAACGUGGCCAACAUCGACAUCACCUUCUUUGCUGCCGACUGUUCGGUUCCCUCGUUUGCCAUCCGCUACGUCAUGGCCAUGCUCUUUCCGCUCGUCUUUGCCCUCAUCUUGCUCGCCCUCCUGCUUAUGGCACGCGCGCGGCUCCGCGCCGCUCAGGUGAGCAUCGGCGACGUCGCCGCCUGGGCAACAUCUUCGUUUGGCCCACUCGUGUACAUCCCGCUCUCGCGCGCCGCGCUCAUUUUCUUUGACUGCUCGCGCUAUCCCAACGGCCGAUGGUACCUCGAUGCCGAGCCGAGCCUCGAGUGCUUUGCCACCACGUGGCUCGCCACGCUGCCGUUGGCGCUGGUCGGUGUGGGCGUCUACGUCGUCGCUCUCCCAGCAUUCUACUCGGUCGCUCUACACAAGUGGCGCCACGCACUGGCGUCGCCGCUGGUCCAGCUCCGGUACGGAUCGCUGUACUCGGUCUUUCGCCAUCGCCACUACUACGCCGGCGUCCCAGUCAUGAUCAAGCGGCUGCUCAUUGUAGUCUUUUCUGUCUUUGCCUCGAACGCCCAGUCGGUUCUCUUCUCGGGUCUCCUCGCCGUCUUUAUUACCUCGAUGCUGUUGCUUUCCAAGCACGCCCCGUACCGCUACCAUCUACUCAACACCAUCGAGAUCACCCUCGACUGCUGCAUCGUUGCCCUGCUCGUGGGCGGCCUCCUGUUCUGGAUCGACGAGUUCCCCAACACUGCCACCUUUGUCAUUUUCGUCGUCAUCGUCCUCGCAGUCAUCGCCUUUGCGCUUCUCACCCUCGCCAUCGGCUUCCUUCGCGAGUUGCACCACAACGCGACCGUGCCAUCCCGCAUCCAACCGGACCUCGCCGACAGCGACGCCGAUCUACUUGCCAUUGUCUCCGGUCGGCUCUCCAAGCUAUCGUCCGAGGCGCGGAGCCAGCUGCUUACCGCCAUCGGCGCCUCUGUUGCCUCUGCCACUGACGAGCACUCCAGCACCACCUCUGUCGCCCUGCAUCUCGAGCCGCUGCCCACAUCGCGAACGCUCGCUGUCUUUGCCUGCCAUCUCUGUAUCGUCUACCUCCACUCGCUGCUGCUGGCCAUGAACGAAGCGCGGCCGGCGUGCGCGACGACGCCUCCGCUCGCCGACUGGAUCCACCAGCCGCCGAUACCUGUGCUGGCUAGCCUCACCGCCCCUCUCUACCGCCACAUCGAUCCGGACAAGCUGCUGAUGCUCAUGACCUGGGUGGUGAUCGCUGUCUUUGUCGUCCACCCGGAUCGGUUUCUCCUCCUCCGUCGGCUGCUUGUUCUCCAUGCCACACUCUCGCUCAUCCGCGGCGUUCUCAUCUCGCUCACCACGCUCCCAUCGCCGCAUCCCGGUUGCCGCGGUCGGGUGGUCGACGACAGCUUUGCCCGCGCCGCAGAGCGCGCCGCCGCGCUCACGCUGCGCAUCAUGGAGAUCCCGCCGCAGCUGCUCGGCCUGCGCUAUGGGUACGAGCAGACAUGCUGCGAUCUCAUCAUUUCCGGCCACACCUGCGUGCUCUCGGCCAACGUUAUGGUUCUCGACACCGCGCUCUCGGCCCGCUGGCUCCGCCCGGUCCUCGCUGGUGCCACCGCACUCAUCGCCCUGCUCCUCAUCUACCCGACCCGCCACUACUCUAUCGACGUUAUUAUCACCCUCUAUCUGGCCGCCUCUCUCGUCUUUAUCUACAUCACCCUCGCCGCCAAGGUCCGCACAUGCGUCCGCCGUGGCGCGCACUGUCGCUGCGGGCCCUGGAUCCAUGCUGCGCUGAGCUUCCUGGAGCAGCCCGAGGUCUUUGCCACGCCGCCGGCCAGGCUCCGAUUGAGCCUUCCGCGGCAGCUCCGGCUGUGA
Messenger RNA from Thecamonas trahens ATCC 50062, 4879 nucleotides. RefSeq lists its product as uncharacterized. The coding region runs from base 59 to 4879 and encodes 1606 amino acids. The record is from RefSeq and is a predicted model, not a curated record. The transcript has 2 exons. NCBI's taxonomy places the organism in Eukaryota, Apusomonadida, Apusomonadidae.